Arthroderma uncinatum is the source of this 1422-nucleotide messenger RNA. RefSeq names its product dolichyl pyrophosphate Glc1Man9GlcNAc2 alpha-1,3-glucosyltransferase. The transcript has 7 exons. Gene Ontology annotation, molecular function: dolichyl pyrophosphate Glc1Man9GlcNAc2 alpha-1,3-glucosyltransferase activity. Gene Ontology annotation, biological process: protein N-linked glycosylation. Lineage: Eukaryota; Fungi; Ascomycota; Eurotiomycetes; Onygenales; Arthrodermataceae. Bases 1 to 1422 code for a protein of 473 amino acids. The record is from RefSeq and is a predicted model, not a curated record. Gene Ontology annotation, cellular component: endoplasmic reticulum membrane.
AUGGCUGAAUUCUAUCCCUCGCUGACUCAAUGCGCCGUUGUGGCCGCUGCGUUUAAAAUCCUCUUGUUUCCGGCGUACAAAUCAACCGAUUUCGAAGUUCAUCGCAACUGGCUUGCGAUCACGCAUUCUCUUCCGGUCAAGGAAUGGUACUAUGAGAAAACAUCAGAAUGGACACUAGACUAUCCUCCAUUUUUUGCCGGGCUAGAAUGGUGUCUUUCUCAGAUUGCUGCGUUGAUGGACCCGGAGAUGCUAAAGGUGAAGAACCUGAACUAUGAUUCCUGGCAAACAGUGUAUUUCCAACGCAGCUCGGUCAUCGUGCUCGAGUUGAUGCUCGUAUAUGCUCUGAACAGAUACAUCAAGUCGGCACAAACUCAAGCAGCCAAGGAGCUGGCUCAUGCUGCCAGCUUGUCAAUUCUUCUCUCGCCUGGCCUGCUGAUCAUCGAUCAUGUUCAUUUCCAAUACAACGGUUUCUUGUAUGGGAUUCUGGUUCUUUCAAUCGUCCUGGCGCGAAAGCAGUCUACUCUACUCUAUAGCGGUAUCACAUUUGCCAUACUGCUCUGCUUCAAGCACAUAUACCUCUAUCUAUCGCUGGCAUGGUUCGUUUACCUUUUACGGGCUUACUGUUUGCACCCCACGUCUAUGUUUAGACCUCAGUUUGGCAACAUUGUGAAGCUCGGAGCUGGGGUUCUGGGUGUUUUUGCAGUGGCCUUUGGACCAUUCGCGAAAUGGGGUCAACUGCUGCAGUUAAAGGACAGGCUGUUCCCAUUCUCCAGAGGCCUAUGCCAUGCCUAUUGGGCACCGAAUGUCUGGGCCUUGUACUCCUUUCUCGACCGUGCUCUUAUCUUUGUUGCGCCUAGGCUAGGAUUGCCAGUCAAGGCUGAUGCUCUGGCCAGUGUGACUAGAGGAUUGGUUGGGGAUACUGCCUUUGCGGUUCUUCCAGAAAUCACAAAAGAGUACACUUUUGGAUUAACAUUUGUAUUCCAAAUUCUGUGCCUCGUGAAACUGUGGUUCAAACCAGACUGGGACACCUUCGUGGGAGCAGUGACAAACUGCGCCUUCGCCGCGUUCCUCUUCGGCUGGCACGUCCACGAAAAGGCUGUACUCCUGAUCAUCAUCCCGUUCAGUCUUCUAGCCAUCAAGGACCGACGGUACCUAGGCGCCUUCCGCCCACUGGCUGUAGCGGGCCAUGUCUCCCUGUUCCCGCUACUCUUCACUGCCGCCGAAUUCCCAAUCAAGACCGUCUACACGAUCUUCUGGCUGGUCUUGUUCCUCUUUGUGUUUGGCCGGCUUGCGCCAGCUCCGCUCAGGCCGCGUGUCUUUUUGCUCGAUCGAUUCUCGCUGCUGUAUGACACCGUGUCGAUACCACUGAUCAUCUAUUGUUCACUGAUACAUGGGCUGGCAUUCGCGCGUAUGCAGCCGUAG